AUGUCUUCUGCCGUCCAGCAAGUCUACUCCCGGGGCAUCUACCACGGCCUACCCACCUUUCCCCACGACGUCAAAGACCUCACCGCCAUCGUGACCGGCGCCAACGGCAUCUCGGGGAACUACAUGCUGCGGGUUCUCUCGCAGGCCCCGCAGCGCUGGAAGCGCAUCAUCUGCCUGAGCCGGCGGCCGCCGCUGCUCGCGGGCGGGCUGCCCCAGAACGCCGAACACAUCGCGGUGGAUUUUCUGAAGACGCCCGAGGAGAUCGCGGCGGUGCUGCGAUCGCACGGCGUCGAUUCGGUCGACCACGUCUUCUUCUUCUCGUACAUCCAGCUGGAGCCCAAGGCGGGCCAGGGCCUGUGGAGCGACGCCGCCGAGAUGGCCCGCGUCAACACGCAGCUCCUGCAGAACUUCCUCGGCGCCCUCGUCCGCGCGCACCUCAAGCCCCGGCGCGUCAUGCUGCAGACGGGCGCGAAAAACUACGGCGUCCACCUCGGCCCGACCAAGCUGCCGCAGGAGGAGUCGGACCCGCGCGUCGAGCUGGAGCCAAACUUCUACUAUCCCCAGGAAGACGCGCUGUUCGAGUACUGCCGCGACCAGGGCGUCGGGUGGAACAUCCUCAUGCCGGGACCAAUUCUCGGGGCCGUCCCGGACGCGGCGAUGAACGCGGCCUUCCCCCUCGCCGUCUACGCCACCGUCUGCCGCCACUUGCAGGCUCCGCUCGAGUUCCCUGCCGACGUGGUGGCGUGGCAGGCGGGCUGCAGCAUGUCGAGCUCCAUGAUGAACGCGUACAUGGAGGAAUGGGCGGUCCUGACGCCCGCGGCGGAGAACCAAAAGUUCAACGCCUGCGACGACAGCGCCUUCACCUGGGAGUCGGCCUGGCCCAGGAUCGCGGGCUGGUACGGGAUCAAAUGGACAGGGCCCGACGACAACGCAGAGUACGUCGCCAGGGAAUCGCGCUUCAACCCGCGAGGCUAUGGUGGAAAAGGUGUAUCACGGCGGAGAUUCACCUUUGCUGAUUGGGCCAAGAGGCAGGACGUGGCACAGGCGUGGAAGGAGAUUGCAGAGCAGAAUGAGCUGCCCCAGAAGGAAUUGAGGGACGUCGACCGCGUGUUCGGGUUUCUGGACGGCACCGUCUGUCGUGCAUCACCCCUGAUAUUCUCGACAGACAAAGCGCGGAAACUGGGCUGGCAUGGUUUCGUCGACUCUACAGAGUCAUUGUUGGAAGUGUUUGAUGACCUGGCCAAGAUAAAGAUGAUACCUCCUGUGCCCAAAGUCGAGGUCAAAUUCAAUUGA
Fonsecaea nubica is the source of this 1293-nucleotide messenger RNA. RefSeq lists its product as hypothetical. Lineage: Eukaryota; Fungi; Ascomycota; Eurotiomycetes; Chaetothyriales; Herpotrichiellaceae. The coding region runs from base 1 to 1293 and encodes 430 amino acids. The record is from RefSeq and is a predicted model, not a curated record. The transcript has 2 exons.